Molecule: messenger RNA, 8064 nt
Organism: Synchiropus splendidus (mandarinfish)
Lineage: Eukaryota; Metazoa; Chordata; Actinopteri; Syngnathiformes; Callionymidae
Product: mucin-17-like
Exons: 2
Coding region: 262-4209 (1315 amino acids)
Source: RefSeq, a predicted model, not a curated record
CCAAGAUGCUUUAGUAAAGUCUGGCACAAUGUCUCAGGAGGCCUAAGAGAAGUGAGUGCACUUUUCAAAUGCCAUCAUGUGACACAAUAAAGUCUUCACAGGUCACAUGGGAUGUCAGUCCUAAAGUCUAUAUAUUGACUCGGAAGUCGACCACACAGAAAGCAGUAUGCCGCUGAGACAUUUGUAAUCUGCCAAUAAUUAAUCAUUUGGUUUUGAUAUCUGGACACACACCACGUGUCAACUGUAACUGUGAAAAUCCUGAUGGCCUCACUGGUAAAAGAUGAUGAAGAGGAUGAAAGUCAGAGAACAAGUCCGUCCACCCCGCCCGAGCCCUCCUCUGAAAACUUCAGAACAGUGGUCACAGAAAUCGUCCAGCAGGCUGCCAGUGAACUGAUGCACACACUGAACCUUCAAGUGGAGAGCUACUUGGAAACAACACUUCAGAAAGCGUUUGUUGACUUCCAGCUAGCAGUCGAAGAGAAAAUAGACAGUACUACCUCUGCUACACCCCAACGGGGCUCUGCAUCACCAGAGAGGGUUUUAAACCCUGCCUCAUCUAGGACUAGUGUGGAAAUGGAGCCUAAAGUGGACGAGGUGUCCCAGUCCUACUCUCCGUCAAUGUGUGGCGGGGUUCCCUCUCCAAGCUCUUCACUGAUGCUCACGCAGGAAGCUCAGUCACCAGGACCUUCUCCCUCAUGUGCUCAGGACGUUGUUAUGUGCACGUCGGUGUGCUCCAUUCAGGACAUCCACAUCACAAGGUCCACCACCAGCCCUGGUGUGAGCAAAGAGAGUGUGGAAGACUUGUCCAUGAUAACUUCAGUUUCCUCCUUCCAGCAGGAGCACCUUGUUGUAACAGGGCAGGCUCUAAGUCCUUUAGCACCUCAUACAGUCAGCUAUACGAGUGAAGAUCAGGAUGUCAAUGAUCAAACACAGCAACCACCACAUGUCUCACCCCUACCUUCACAAGACCUGCAGACAUGGACUCCAACCACCGGAGUGGAUAUUCUGCCCACCUCAAGGCCAGUGAGUGCCAGGCAGGAGGAACAAGUUUACGUGUUUCAAGAGCAGCCCACCAGUCCAUCAGUCAGGCUGACUCCCUUGUCUGCUGGCACCCAGUCUCCCACUCUGGGUACCUUGUGUCCUUCCUCACCCAUCUCAGCAGACAUUGUGGACACAUUGCUGGACAAAAGCAAGGCAGCACAACAAUCCACCUCACCAGCUCUAAGGCUGCUCACUCCUUCAUCAGUAAGAAGCCUGUCCCCUGCACUAAGCGUCACCACCACUCCACUCUCGUUUGUCUCAGCUGACUCAGUAGAAGUCUUGCAAGAAGAGCAGACCCUCUCCAGAUCAGCAAGCGUCCUGCAGGAGCAAUUGCGGCUGUCUCAGGGACCGUCUUCACCUGUACGCUGGCUCCCCCCACCCUCCUCAGAAGGCAGCCAAUCUCCUGCAUCUAUUGUCUCUGUUGAGAGGAUUAAUGUGUUGCAAGAAGUGACUGUUAAUGUGAAAUGGGCACAGCAGCAAUCGACAUCACCUGUCUCCGUUUUUCUGACUCACUCACCAGGAAGAACUCUGUCCCCUACACUAAGCUCCUCCUCCUUGUCGGACAUGGCAGCUGUAAGGAGUGACCUCCAGGAGGACUUGGUUCAAAGGCUACCAACUCCUUCCCCAGGUGGAACUCCUUCUCCAGCUACGAAUGCGGUCUUUCCCUCAUCAUUUGUCUCUGCAGACAUGGACAAAGAGGGAGAUGCUGAGGAGACAGAAAAGGAUCGACAGCCCUUCUCGCCCCUUCACGGACAACCCACCCUCUCUCCUCAAGGAAUGGCAUUAAGCACCAUGUCAUCCACCUUCUUACAUUCAGCAGACAUUCAAGUGCUGCAGGAGUGCAGUGCUGAAACUUAUGACGAAUUGCAAAACUCCAUGUCUCCUCUCUGUAGGCAUCCUACACCCCCAAUUGAGGGCACUCACUUUCCAGCUUUGAUUACCCACCACUCUCCCACACCACAACUGCCAGCCACGCCAACCAUCUGCAGGCUUCCUACUCCCUUACCAACUGCAACUCCUUCUCCAGCUUUGAGCUCAACCAGAUCCUCCUCAGUCACCUACGUGGAGACUAAUUUGUCUUUAGAAACAACCACCAUCACCACACUAAGUUCUGCCCCGAACAGCUCAGAUAAGGAGUCCCCUCUUCUUUCUCCUCCUGACACUGGCCCUGCAUUAAAUGUCAUGGUGACUCAUCUACAGGACCAAUCUCAAACAUACAAGGUAGCAGAAUUAUCCUCGUCCCCUGGGUGGAAGUGCUCCACACCAACGUCUGAGGGGACUGUCCUGGACGAAAUUGAUCCAGCACUGAUCUUCACCUCUCUCCCAUCUGAAGCAUAUGCAGAUGAGGAUGAGGUCAUCAAAUCAGCUGUUACUGAGGGACAAGGACAGGGGGAGCUGGACUAUAUCAGUCCAGCAUUAGAUUCAUACUCUUCACCGAUUUUGAAAUCGUCCACCCGAACAUCCGUGAGCUCUUGUCAAGACACGCUGGAUAAAACCAUGACUUUCACCUCUCCUCGUUCAGAUGGGGAGGAUGAGGAGGAAGUUAUCGCGGGGGGUGAAGGAAAGCUGAUGGGACAACUGGCCCACAGCCGUACAGACUCAGGCUACUACUCCCAACCUCUCUGGACACUUCCAACCCCCGGGUGCCCCAGAGAGGAUGCUCGAGAUGUAGCCUUGAGUUUCACAUCUGAUCUAGCUGAUAUUUUUGUGGACGAUACCAUGACGGAGUUGCAGGAAGAGAUGGUCUACCCUUGCAGGGAACAAGAUUCAUUACUCUCGCAUGUGUGGAAACUACCCAGUCUGGAGGCAGAUUUUAUCUCGACAUCCGUACCCACUGACACUGACGAGGACGAUGAAGAAUUCUUAGCGGCAGGCAUUAUGAAGGAGUUAAUGGAGGAGGCUUGGGUGGAUUCAAGGUCAGGGCAGUAUGAUAUGUCCACGCCGCCUGCGCCGAGCAUCACUCCAAACUUUCCACAAGGCAGAUUUGUGGAUGAGAAUGAAGGCUCACAGGAGAUCUCCACUCAAACGUCUGUGUCCUCUUUUAAAUAUCUGGGCUAUGAUGACACCCUGGAAGCUGCAGGCGUGGAGGACUACAUCACAGACUAUCUGGACUACAAAUGUCGGCAAAGAGAUCCGCUUUAUUUAUCAGCUUUGAACUCAUCUACUUUGUCCUCUUCAUACUCUACUUCUUGCCCUCGCGAUGAUGAUGUCACAAAAGCAUGUGUCAUGAUGGAGUUCUUGGAAGAGGCAUGGACUGGCAGGGACCCUUCAACGGGAUCUUCGCUGUACCAACCCUACGGUAACAAGUUGGGGAAUGGGGUCACGAAACACCCUAAAAUGAGUCCACCACCGAUGAUGCAAGAGAUUGAGGAGAUGUCUUUGGAGGACUUGGUACAGCAGUUAAAAAGGCAUCCUGGGCCAUCAGCUCAAGGUGUCUACACAGAGAGUAACCGCACACAGAGCAGGGCAGCAGCGCCCCUGUCUGAACUCAAAAAGAACCUCAGUGUGGUGAUGAAGGAGUUCUUUGACAGCCUCGAUGAAAGGUACGUAACAUGCAAACUGUCAGUUGCCAGCCACAGGUUCAGCUUUGUGACUGACUCAUCCAUUAUCCUCAGGCAGCUGACAGAGAUGAGCAAGGGUCUCCACACCAUUGUGGUCAAGGAUCAGCUGGUCAACCUCUGCAUAGAAAUUCUGCAGCUGUCCACACAGACCAUUGUGUCAUUGUCCAAGUCCAGUGAGAUGUUUGCCACUCUCAACCACUCUGUGGCAGAGAAGGUCAUUCUGCAGAAUACUUCCCAAAACUACAACGGCACAGGUACCGAUCCCACCUUCAGAACAUCCUUUGGCGAGGUGCUCUCCGACUUGGUGGACAAGGACGCCAUGCAGGUCCCACAAGAGAUCACACACGGGAUUGUGAACACUGUGACCAAUGAGGUCAACACCAUACUCACAGAAACUGUUCAAGUGUCACUUCACAAUAGAGAGGCCUGCGCCGGCACCUUUCACAGCUGCCAGAUGUCGACCUGCGACCCUUGCACGAACAUCAUGGAGGAGGUUUCUCAAGAAAUUCAAUCUUUGCAUAAACGACCGGUUGUGAAAAAGAAGCGGCCAUGGUGCUUAUCAAGGUGGUGUAAACGUAAAGUUGCCCAGAACAGCAGCGGGAAGUGACAUCUCGAAUAUGACUCUCAACUGUUCGAGGAUGGAAACUCUUGGUCCGUUGCUGGCUUUAGUGCCAUAUUGUGGACAGCCUUCUUCCCUGAGAUUGAAGCCUGCCUCCCAUGCCUUUCCAGCCUUGGAGGGUCCAGGACCCAGCUCAGCACAGGCAGAAUUGUUAAUAAUGAAUAAAAUCUCUUGAUUUAUCAAAAGCAUUUCCUCUCAGGUUACCCAGUCAUCAUAAUCGGUCAAUCAAACAGCAAAUAUCCCCUUUUGUCCGCGAAAUCCCACUAGUUGUUGUGAUGUUGCAGCCCUGCCUGCGGUGUGCACCCACAGUCUCAGACGUUGCUGACACUUGGCCUCAAAUCAUGGUGCCGAAUUCAAGGGUGACCAAGAGGCUAAUGAACGAAUGCUAACUGGAGCUAACCGCAAGAGAACCAAUGUGAACUGAGUUUAUUGUUUUGAACAAGCAGGUGAAUUCUGUUGUUGAAGGCCGGAGGGGCGCUAUCAGCAGCUAGUAGCACAUCUGGAGCCCAGAUAUCAUUUCCUGGACAUGUAGUCGAUGACAAGUGGAGUGGUCUGUCAGGUUAUGGUAUGAGUGAAGUUCACAUGGUGGGUUUACGAAAGGAAUUUAUUUUAUAUUCGGCACUUUGCCUUUUUUAUUGUGUAUUUAUUUUGUUUAAAAGUUGCACUGUUUACUACACAGUGUUGUUCAGGAUUAUUGUUAUUUAAUAGGUGUGACUUUUGUGUGUUUUAGUUGAGUAAAAAAAAAAAAGAUAAAACUAUCUGCAAAAAUCGGUAUCAGCCAGUUGGGACUUUAAAAAAAGAAAGGGCAAUCGGUAUUGGCCAAAAAAAUGUUGAUCCGUGUACCCCUUAAUCAGUACAGUAGUUUAGGUCUUGGUCUUUUUUUUGUUGUAUUUUUAGUAAACAGUAAUAAAGAAAGCAUUCGACAAGUUUUGUUGCAAGAGACAGGUCAGCCACUGAGGGAAAACAGAACACUUCAGAACAAAAUACUCUACUGUAUAAUAGAUAAUAUAAUUUGUGUUGUAACAUUUCAGUGACAUAGUCACAACAGCCAACUCCUCACUCAUAAAUAUUGGUUUGUGUCGUGCAUCGCACCCUGAGCUUUGAAAACACUGCCAUCAAAUCACCAGACAUGAUGCUUUUGCCUCCGAACACAAAGACCUUCUGCCACUGAUACUGUGAAGAGUGUUUCUCAGCAGCUGGUCAUCGAUGCUGAUAAUGAACAGACAUUAAAGAUUUCAUUCCUUGCUUUACUUUUCUGACAGCGGCUAAUUAUGUCUUGUAAGCCGAGGGAACUGUAGCGAUGUCUGACACUUUUAUUUUUUCUUUUUACCUUACUUUUACUUUAGCCAAAAUGCCAAGAACUCAAAUUUUUCAAUUACAGCGGUCACAAAGUACAGGAUCUACAGUGGUUCCGACAUCGACCAAUCUUUGAGGUGGUGGUGGUCUGACAUUGUUGGACACAUUGAAGAAUCAAAAUAGUGAUAUGAUGUGUUUGGUACUCACAGUACGGACAAGGUGAGGGACCAUUCGGACAAUCCCAAGGCAAAUGAUGACAUGCCAGGCAGGUCACGCCACAUGGACACAGGAUGGAAGUCAAUCUCCUCUUCAGCGACCUCCUAGGUCAGUGCGACGUUCAAAACCAGUUAUGCUGCUGCUCAUCAUGCCAUGAACAAGAAUGUUUAUAAAGAAGUCAGCCACAAGCGCAUUUCACUCCAUUAAAAAUCAAAGACAAAAGGGGCCUGCUUCUGAAAAAUACCACAGAGUGGUGAAGCAGAUCUCCCUCUGGUGGACAUAUACAGUCAUUUCUUCCCAUGAUCCACCACAGACUACAAGCUCACGGUGUCCACCCAGCUUUAAAUGAGACAAACACAUUCGAUCACAAAAGGAUUGAGCUUUGAACUCUCAAAGCCGGUCUUUACGACACACAGUCAUCGAAAACAACAUCAAAGUAGGGCAUGGAUGUCACUGUCUGUGAUCUGAGCCCGCCCUGAGUAUAUGAGCGAGGGGGGAAGAGGAUUUAUAUAAAUGGUGUAUUUAAAGCAAGUUAGCACUUGACCACAGUAGUGCAGCAAGGGACAGUGUGCAGCUCUAUCCCCAUAAUCCUGUUUUACCAUCAACAUGUCCAAGAAGACAGGAAUGAAAACUGUGGAGGAUCUGAAGGGGACUCUGUCCACCAUCCUUAGUGAGACCGUCCAUCGAAGCUUCUUCAAUGUCCCAUCCUUGUCCCCGGACAACUCCCUCACAUUUGUUUCCAAGAUUGUUCACCGUGCAGCUGAAGACAUCUCCGAGCUCAUGCAAUCCAUACGGGAGUGGGAGGCAGACGAACGUUCCAAACACAGAGAUGAGGAUGACUUCUCCAUCCAGAGUCGGGUCCAUCAGAAGGUGGACAGCUACCUAGAGAGUUUCUUCGCUGAGAAACGAGCGUCCACAAAUUCAUCUCCUGAGCUGGUGGAUGUGACAAAGUUAGAUGAGGGUCCACAGAGACCGAUUGGAGUGAGGCCACCUUACUUUUGCGACACGGACACCAGUCUUUCACAGAUACUUCUCAGUGAUAUUGCGCCUAAUCCUGUGGCUACUUCUUCCCCUGAGGAGAGGAAACCAGCACCUGUGUUGCCAUCAAUGUCAGUGGUCUUCAACGAGGAGUCUCAAAACCCAAGCUUUAGACUGAAUUUUUUCACUCAAGUCCCCAGCACGCAGGACACAAACAACCACUGCACAGAUGCACCAGGACAGUGGACCAACCCCGGGGUGGAUUCUGUACCUGACAUUUCAAGAUUGAAAUUGCUUAGUGAUGACGACACAGAGGCCUUUAACACAGAGUGUUAUGAGGAGCAACAGCACCUCGACUCUUAUGCGGCACCGCCACCAUUCUUCAUGCCUGAAAUGCUCACUAGCAUCUUGGUUAAACCCAUUCAAGACAUUUUGAAAACCUCGGUUGACUCCCCGGAAGGGGGCACAGAAGAAGAAAUCCCAACAGGUGACCUUGUAGGGGACAUUAAUUCAUCUUUGUCCUCCCUAGAAAGAUCCAGCCCAGACCAAGAGAGCAUUAGGGAAACAGUGGUAAAAUUACACUCCGACCCGGUACCCCCAUCUAACCCAGUUCACAGUUCUGGGGUGAAUCUGUUCUUGAAUGGGGAUAUUGCUCCAGUCUCCGGUACUGAUGAUGUUUCUAAGUCCAAAGUAAGCCAUGUUGGGGCAGGCGAGCCACUUCUCUUCAGUCCACUUCCAGGUGAGGAGGUGGAUUCAAGUCCCGGUGAUCUUUUAAAACCUGUUGAGGAGAUAAACCAGUUCUUCAGACACGUGGACCAAGAAUCACCGGAGGCUCUAUCGCCCUGUGAAGACCCGGACCAAUCAGCCCAAGCUGUGGUGGAGGAGUACAUCUGGAAAAAGUUGGGGGCUAUGGAGUCAGAGCCAAGUCCCUUUAAAGUUCAGCAGUGGGAUGAGCCCUCAACAUGCUUAGAGGAGAACCUAGAGGAGAAGCCAGUCACAGAGACGCUGAACUUGGUCAUGAAGGACUUCUUUCAUGGCCUGAGUGAACAGCAGCUGAACAAGAUGAGUCGUGGCAUCAACAGCAUUCUGCUGCGGGAUCAGUUGAUCGACAUGUGCCUAGAGAUGUUGCGUGUGUCAAUGCAGACCAUCUCCUCCAACAAGUCCAGGGAUUAGCAUAACUGGACUCACCGUGGUAGGAAACAUGACCAAGAAUUUGAUCAGAAUGGGACUUGUACCGCAGGUCCACUAAUGACAAAGGAGGUUAGGUUCUUAUCAUCAGGUCAGGUCCCAUCAAUGGGAUUUUGUGACUAACAUUAUGUAUAUGAGACCUUAUUUAUCAAUAAAGUCUUUAAG